UUGUGCUUUUGUCCUGCAGGGGAUUUCCAAAGAAGGCCAAUAGAACUGCUAGAAUAGCUUCUGAUGAGGAGAUUCAAGGCACAAAGGAUGCUGUCAUUCAAGACCUGGAACGAAAACUUCGCUUCAAGGAGGACCUCCUGAACAAUGGCCAGCCGAGGCUCACCUAUGAAGAGAGAAUGGCUCGUCGACUGCUAGGUGCUGACAGUGCAGCUGUCUUUAAUAUUCAGGAGCCAGAAGAGGAAACAGCUAAUCAGGAAUACAAAGUCUCCAGCUGUGAACAGAGACUCAUCAGUGAAAUCGAGUACAGGCUAGAGAGGUCUCCUGUGGAUGAAUCAGGUGAUGACAUUCAGUAUGGGGACGUGCCUGUGGAAAAUGGAGUGGCACCGUUGUUUGAGAUGAAGCUAAAACAUUACAAGAUCUUUGAGGGAAUGCCUGUAACUUUCACAUGCAGGGUGACUGGGAAUCCAAAGCCAAAGAUCUAUUGGUUUAAAGAUGGGAAGCAGAUCUCUCCAAAGAAUGAUCACUACACCAUUCAAAGAGAUCUUGACGGGACCUGCUCUCUCCACACCACGGCCUCCACCCUAGAUGAUGACGGCAAUUACACAAUUAUGGCUGCAAACCCUCAGGGCCGCAUCAGUUGUACUGGACGCCUAAUGGUACAGGCUGUCAACCAAAGAGGUCGCAGUCCCCGCUCUCCCUCAGGCCAUCCUCAUGUCAGAAGGCCUCGUUCUAGAUCAAGGGACAGUGGAGACGAAAAUGAACCAAUUCAAGAGCGAUUCUUUAGACCUCACUUCUUGCAGGCUCCUGGAGAUCUAACCGUUCAAGAAGGAAAACUCUGCAGAAUGGAUUGUAAAGUCAGUGGGUUACCAACCCCAGAUCUAAGCUGGCAACUAGAUGGAAAACCUAUACGCCCCGACAGUGCUCACAAGAUGCUUGUGCGUGAGAACGGGGUGCACUCGCUGAUCAUAGAGCCAGUCACCUCACGAGAUGCCGGCAUCUACACGUGUAUAGCCACCAACCGAGCAGGACAAAACUCAUUCAGCCUGGAGCUUGUGGUUGCUGCCAAAGAAGCACACAAACCCCCCGUGUUUAUCGAGAAGCUGCAAAACACAGGAGUUGCUGAUGGGUACCCAGUGCGACUGGAAUGCCGUGUUUCAGGAGUGCCACCGCCUCAGAUAUUUUGGAAGAAAGAAAAUGAAUCACUCACUCACAGCACUGACCGAGUGAGCAUGCACCAGGAUAAUCAUGGCUACAUCUGCCUGCUCAUUCAGGGGGCCACAAAAGAAGACGCUGGGUGGUAUACAGUGUCAGCCAAGAAUGAAGCCGGGAUUGUGUCCUGUACUGCCAGGCUGGAUGUUUACACCCAGUGGCAUCAGCAGCCACAGAGCACCAAGCCAAAAAAAGUACGGCCCUCAGCCAGUCGCUACGCAGCACUUUCAGACCAGGGACUAGACAUUAAAGCAGCGUUCCAACCUGAAGCCAGCCCAUCUCACCUGACACUGAAUGCCGGCUUGGUAGAAAGUGAGGACCUGUAAUCCAACAUUCUUGUUAACGCUCAAACACUGAAACAGCCAUUGCCUUGACCAACAUAUUCCUUUUUCACAUUAUGUAAUGGGAAAACAUACCUUUGACUAUAAGAAAUAAACACCAAAAUAAUAUUUUUCUUACUUGAUAUACCAAACUUAGAGUUUAAGUAGGUGAUGCUCAUAGAAAUGUACACAUUGCACAGAAAAUUUACAUUCAUCAUCCAACUUAGAACUUGUGGAAUUUCUGUGAUGAAAGCGAUCUGAAAUGCCAAAAUGCUAAUGGAAAUCAACUGUUCAAAGGUAACCAGAAUUUGUAGUCUCCAAAGUGCCUUAAACACUAGCUGUAGGUGCUACACGGCAUGACAGUGUGGAAUGCUUAACAGGAGGCAAAUGUACCACAAAUAAUACUAAAACGAUUCUAAGUGGGCAGUGUGUUCAGACAGCUACAGUGAACCAAGUACAGUAUAUAGGGAUGAAAAGGAAGAGGAAAUGACAAAACCAAGUAAAUGCCUUGUUUUUGCAAAAUUGUUUUAUAUUAAAUCACAAGGAAGGAAUUACUUGCCUUAAAUUUUAUUAGUAUCGAGAGUUAUCUAACAAGGUUAAUACCUUAGUUCUUAACCACCUUUUUCUAUAUGUGUAGUAUUUUCUUUUCAUGCUACCUUGGUAGGAAGCUUACUUACAAACCAUAUUAAAAGGCUAAUUUAAAUAUAAAUAAUAUAAAGUAUUUUGAAUAAAGCAAAACUGUAUUACAGUCCAUUCCACAGAAGACAUCCAAAUCACCCAAAUGACCAAGGCGUAUGGUAUCCAGAGGAAAGAGGGGUCUGGAAGGAGUAGGAAGAAUGAAGGAAAAUGCUACCAGCACACUUGUACUCAUUUAGAUAAAAGUAGAAGGGGCAGGAGACGUGGCGAAGGCCAGGCUUUUCUUUGGUUUUCCUCAAAAGUAACCUAAAGUGUAGGUGAAAAUACACUGCCAUUCAAAAGUCAGGGGAUCUAGGGUCAGCUGGGAGAUUGGAGCACAUGUGCUGUGGAAGUUUCAGUGUGUCUGAAGUCUGUGUAGUCGCUGAAGAGGUUAGCUGUGUCGAGCAAGUGGAAAAUGGACUGAGACUGCAAGAUUGGCAUCAAUGAGAAACUGCCUGUAGGAGCUAGUCUACUGGAGGGAAGUGGAGACUUGGUUGAGACAAAAACAGGUUUGUGCCAUAAUUUUUUUUCCAAUGGCACCGUGAUACGGUGAAUGGAAAAUAUGAGUUCACUUCCGUGCUGCCAUGCAACCUUGCCUUAAGAAGGUGCUGGGUUCCGGAUAGUUUGUAAAGGCAUCUCUGCAAAGACUGAUUUUUGAAUGCAUAUGAUCUUGCAACAGCUAGACUGACACGAUUCUGACCAGACUUGAUGGUUUUAAGUCGGAACCAAUAAACUUUUAAAAAGGAGAAAAAAAACAAUUUGGCCAGAUAUUAUGUUAUAAAACGUGAGGUUUUAAUGGUACUUUGCUAUGAAAAGAAAACACUGUAUUCCUUAUGCAAAACACAUAUAUCUUUCAUUAUUUAUAAUAAAAAUGUUGAACUGUCUUAGCUCAGUUAAUUCAAUACGUAGUAUUUUUUAAAAUAAUUUUAUAUCUGUGUACCACCCCAUAUAUUUCAUAUUACUACUUCACAUGUACAGCUUUCUACUUCUUUCUAAGAACACCAACCAACCAAGUUUUAAAUGAUUAAUAGGCUUGAUCACUGGGUGGCAGAUGUUCUUUGCAGAGUGGUGCAAGUUUCUUUGACCACACUUAUAUGCGUUGCUAAUAUGGAAUUUAAGAUACAAUACAAAGUCUUUCGUGGACCUAUCUAUAUCGUAGAAUUAUGACUUAAUGUCAUAUCUUACUUGCCAGAUUUUUCUGAAUGUGACUGUUUGCUAAUUUGCUGGGUUUGGGAUUAAGUAGCAUUACUUGCCACCUUUUAUGUUGUAUUUAUAAAAAAAGUACUAUCAUACUACUUUUUGGAUUGUUGUGCUGGUGUAAUGUGGAUUUAACAUCAAUAAAUAUUUAACAAAUAAUAACUGUAA
Molecule: messenger RNA, 3569 nt
Organism: Leptonychotes weddellii (Weddell seal)
Lineage: Eukaryota; Metazoa; Chordata; Mammalia; Carnivora; Phocidae
Source: RefSeq, a predicted model, not a curated record